This is a messenger RNA of Sciurus carolinensis (gray squirrel), 3356 nucleotides long. RefSeq names its product RAS like family 12 (gene Rasl12). The coding region runs from base 316 to 1116 and encodes 266 amino acids. Gene Ontology annotation, molecular function: GTPase activity; GTP binding. NCBI's taxonomy places the organism in Eukaryota, Metazoa, Chordata, Mammalia, Rodentia, Sciuridae. The transcript has 5 exons. The record is from RefSeq and is a predicted model, not a curated record.
GGGCGAUGGGGGCGCGGCCGGGCGCGGGCCCAGCGGGCUGAGCUCGCCCCGCGGGGGGCUCCCGCGGCCCUUAAAAGGAGUGCGGAGGAGCUUGGCGGCCCCGCCCGCCGGCUCUGCGGCCCCUCCUCCGCGCCGCGUCCCGCCGGGCCGCGGGAACGCAGCCGCCAGCGCUGGGCUCCGGUUCGGGUCCGAGGCGCGGAGACCCACGGCGUCCGCCCAAGGGUGCCAGGGCGGUCGCUCCCGAGGGCUCCGACGGGCGGGUGCGCACUCGGGGCCCGUCGGCCCAAGACACGUGUCGCACUCCCCAGUGUCGCCAUGUCCUCGGUGUUCGGAAAGCCCCGCGCGGUCAGCGGGCUGCAGAGCGCGCCCCUCGAGGUCAACCUAGCCAUCCUGGGGCAUCGUGGGGCGGGCAAGUCUGCCCUGACCGUGAAGUUUCUGACCAAGAGGUUUAUCAGCGAAUAUGACCCCAACUUGGAGGACACCUACAACUCUGAGGAGACUGUGGACCACCAGCCUGUCCAUCUGAGGGUCAUGGACACUGCAGACCCGGAUACCCCCAGGAACUGCGAGCGCUACCUGAACUGGGCCCAUGCUUUCCUGGUAGUUUACAGCCUCGAGAGCCGCCAGAGUUUUGAGGGCAGCAGCAGCUACCUGGAGCUGCUGGCCUUGCACGCCAAGGAGACACAGCGCAGCUACCCCACUCUGCUGCUGGGCAACAAGCUGGACAUGGCUCAGUACAGGCAGGUCACCAAGGCUGAGGGUGCAGCUUUGGCCAACAGGUUCGGGUGCCUGUUUUUCGAGGUCUCUGCUUGCCUGGACUUUGAGCACGUGCAGCACGUCUUCCAUGAGGCAGUGCGGGAAGUGCGGCGGGAGCUGGAGAAGAGCCCCCUGGCCCGGCCACUCUUCAUCUCCGAGGAGAGGGCCCCUUCCCACCAGGCCCCACUCACCGCCCGGCACGGGCUGGCCAGCUGCACCUUCAACACUCUCUCCACUGUCAGCCUGAAGGAGAUGCCAGCUGUGGCCCAGGCCAAGCUGGUCACUGUGAAGUCAUCCCGCGCCCAGAGCAAGCGCAAAGCUCCAACCCUGACCCUACUGAAGGGCUUCAAGAUCUUUUGAGAGCCCCUCCUCAGGAACCCUGGGCUUGGCUGCUGGGCAGAGCUGCAGAACAGGGGCUGGCUUGUCACCACCAGUUUUUCCUCUGAUGCACCAAUGGCCCUCACCCUCUGGUGGACAGCUGGCCCCACCUCCAGCACGAAGCAGUGACCCUACAUUCAGUAGUUCACUGUAUGAGUUGGAGGGACAGGUAGGGAUGCUGUUUCUUUGCCCUCCAGACCUUGGUUUUCAUGGUCACCACUACAUCCAUGACCCUGGAGGGAAACAGCUACUGCGACAGCCCAGAAACCUGGAGUCAGCCUUGAUCAGGAAUGUCCAUCCUGCUGCCAGGACCCCUGCCUUCCCACUGUGGACCCUAGUGGAUGGACAGCUCCGAGAGGCCCUGUCCAUUUGAAAGCUAAGAACAGUCUGCAGGAGGGAUGGUCCUGCGAGCCUGGCACCACCUGGUGGAAGGGAACAGAAGAGCGGUUGCUCAGAGGCCAGAGCCUGGCCCUGCCACCAUCAUCUUCGGACCUCACAGAAGCCCCAGGCAGCAAACCCUGGAGUUUUUCUGAAGACAAUUUAGUUAAAAUAAUUCUGUAGGAAAGCUUGGACAGGGAAGAGUCCUAGGCAGAGGUAUUGCCAGCACUUUGCCUUUCCAUGAGGGUCAAAGGGAGGGGGCUGUGGGUCGCCUGGUGGAGGGAGACUCCAGCACUCUUCCCAGCUUUCAGGGUCUUCUUGUCCCACCUUUGUUAAAGACUCUGUUCACAGACACUCAGGACCAGCUUCCUCAAGUUGAAUGACCAAAACUGCAGGACAGAGUUCUCUCCAGUGACAGUUCCCCAGGGCCCCAGGGAGUUCACAGCUGGUAGGAUCAGCUGCCACCUGGUGGACACUGUUGGCCUGCCCACUCAUAGAUGGAAACAGCAUACCUGUUUGUAGUCUGGCUUGGCAGGACCCAGGACUCCCAGCAGUGGGUUGGAGACAGAACCUAGAGCAUUUGGGGUUAAUGAAGCAGAUUUUUGCAUAAAUCGUGGUGUUGCCACUGAGCUUAUGCCACAACACCAUGGCUCAGAUCUGGGAUCAGGAUACUCCUGGGGAUCUCACUGUUAGCAAGAGAAGGCUCUCAGAGGCAGGGAGUGCAGUUGUUUCCUAACUUUGCUUACCAUGAACCCUCAGCAGAUAAGCAGGUACAGGAGAGGACUCUGGGGGGUGGAAGAGCCAACAGGGGAUUCCGACCCUGGAAUUCUGCUCCUUCCCCUCUCAGCCAGCAGUCCCAGGAGCUUGGAUUGGAAACAUCUCUAACAUAGUCUUCAGCCCCACUCCCAAAAUGGAGAAGUUGAAGUUAGGGGGAGUCCAUGAAUACUCAAGAUGGCAUACUGAGGGUCCUGGUCAGGGUUCCUGACCCACAGGCCAGCUAGGGAUUUUACACUUUCACUCCAAGCCACUUGUGUGUUUGUGGACCACCACCAUUUGAACAAACUGUGCACUUCCAGCUGCCCACUCCCAGAAGCUUUUAAUAAAAUAUUAUUUAAAUAACAAAUUUUAGUUUGAUUGCAGUUCAGUCAUUGUAUCUGCUAAUAAAAACAUUAGACUUCCUAGGGGAUACUAAAACCAGAGAAGUUCCAGGCCACUGAGCUGAGCUCAGGUCAGGAGCCCAUGCCUGGCUGGGGAUGGCACAUACUCUGAGCACUUACUGGCCCUCAGUUUCUGGUGGAUCUGGAAGCAGGACCAUUGAGGCAUCCUUCUCUUUUAGCUCAGUUCCCACCUGGGCCGAGUUUGGAUUUCCUGAGAGCAGCCCCUCUGUUAGGUUAUUGAGGCUGUUGUUUUCUUUGGUUCUGGACUCAUCCAAAUGCAGGACCUCUGAUGUGUCCUUUUCUUGUGGCUGCAUCUUUCGAUUUCUGGGAGGGGAGGAAACAGUAUUGUUCAGAGAUGCUGCGGAGUUGGAGCAAGACUGGCUCUCCCCAGUGAGUUAGAGAAUUUGAGGGGGAAACCCAAUGUGCAGUCUGGGAGCUGUUUGGGAGGAGUGGUUGUGGUUUGACAUCCCUUCAAUAAGCACCUUAUACUUGCAUGUGCAUCAUAUCAAAUCCUCACUGCUACCGGUGAGCCCAGCUUUUAUUACAUCCCCCCUUACAGAUGAGGAAAUGUAGCUUAAAGAGACCAAAGGAGGUUGGGUGCAGUGGUGCACACCUGUAAUCCCAGUGGCUUGGGAGGCUGAGGCAGGAGGAUUCCAAGUUCAAAGCCAGCCUCAGCAACUUAGCAAG